Molecule: messenger RNA, 1715 nt
Organism: Tarenaya hassleriana
Lineage: Eukaryota; Viridiplantae; Streptophyta; Magnoliopsida; Brassicales; Cleomaceae
Product: cytochrome P450 734A1
Exons: 4
Coding region: 45-1574 (509 amino acids)
Molecular function (GO): heme binding; monooxygenase activity; iron ion binding
Source: RefSeq, a predicted model, not a curated record
AAUACAACCAAUCCAAAGUUUCCAUUUUUUGGCAAUCAAGAAGCAUGUUCUUUAUCUUCCACUCUCUCUUCUUAGUAUCCUUCCUUCUCUUUAGAUUCGUACACAAAUCCCUAUGGGUCCCUUGGAAAAUCCAGACCCACUUCAAGAACCAGCGCGUGGAAGGCCCUCUCCGCCGACCCAUCACCGGAAACUCCGCCGAGAUCAGCCGCAUGACGGCGGCGGCGAAGUCGAAGCCCAUCCCAAUCCACGGCGCUGAUGGCGUCAGCCCACACGACUGCGUCCACCGAAUGGCUCCUCACUACAGCGCGUGGUCGAGCGUGUACGGGAAGACGUUCCUCUACUGGUUCGGGUCAACGCCGGUGGUCGCCACGUCGGAUCCGGAGCUGAUCCGGGAGGCGCUGACCAAUGGUAGGUCGUUUGACCGGAUUGGGCAUAAUCCUUUGGCUAAGCUUCUCUACUCGCAGGGUCUUCCUGGUCUUCGAGGCGAUGUAUGGGCUUUGCAUAGAAGAAUCGCAAUCCAAGCUUUCACCAUGGAAAAAGUCAAGAGGUGGGUACCCGAGAUGGUGACGAGUACUAGAAAGAUGCUGGAGAAGUGGGAGGCGAUGAGAGAUGGAAGAGAAGAGCUCGAAGUAGAAGUUCACGGUCAGAUACACAACUUGGCUGCAGAUAUUUUGUCGAGAACGGCUUUUGGCAACAGUGUGGAGGAAGGGAAGCGUAUCUUUGCGCUGCAAGAACGUAUGAUGCGCCUCUUCUAUCUGGUUCGAUGGAGCGUUUAUCUUCCCGGGUUCAGGUUUUUGCCCACCAAGACUAACAGAGAGAUAUGGAGGGUCGAGAAGGAAAUCCGCCAUUCCGUACGGAAACUGAUCGAGAAGAACAGAAGGGCGAUGGAAAACUCUGGAAAUUUGCUAAGAGCUUUUAUGUCACCGUACACAAAUCAAGAUGGUCGAGAAGAGAGGCUCGAUAUCGAAGAAGUCAUCGAUGAGUGCAAGACAUUCUACUUUGCGGGGAAGGAAACAACAGGCAAUCUUUUGACUUGGGCAUUAGUCCUUCUAGCUAUGCACCCCGAGUGGCAGAUCGUUGCUCAGGAAGAAGUGAUCCGCGUUUGCGGGGACAGCGGAGCUCCUGCCGCAGAAAUCUUGCAUGAACUCAAGACGCUCGGGAUGAUAAUCAACGAGACCCUUAGGCUGUACCCUCCAGCCGUGACAUUAAACCGCGACACCCUUCGAAGAUCUAAGCUAGGAAACCUCGACAUCCCGGCAGGAACCCAGCUCUACUUAUCCGUGAUCGCGAUGCACCACGACACGGACGUGUGGGGACAUGACGCGAACGAGUUCAAUCCUCGUAGGUUCGAAGAGCCGAGAAAGCAAUCGGCUCUGUUCAUGCCGUUCGGGUCGGGUCCAAGGAUCUGCGUAGGGCAGUCUCUCGUGAUGGUUCAGGCCAAAACCGUUCUCGCUCAGAUCUUAAGGCAUUACAGUUUGAGGUUGUCCCCAGGUUAUGUCCAUGCCCCGACAUUGUUCGUGACCUCUCAGCCUCAACACGGUGCUCAUAUCCUCUUCAGUAGGAUUUCUGAAUAGAGAGAUCCGUGAUUUGAUCAUUUCGUCUUUACGGUGAUGAAGUACAUAUAAAGAAGUACAAAAAUACAUUUCAUAUUUGCAAUAUUUACAGAAUUGCCAUUACCAUUUAUGUACAAAAUUAUUACAAUUCAUUUUACAGAA